This is a messenger RNA of Cryptosporidium ubiquitum, 1692 nucleotides long. RefSeq lists its product as uncharacterized. The transcript has a single exon. Lineage: Eukaryota; Apicomplexa; Conoidasida; Eucoccidiorida; Cryptosporidiidae. The record is from RefSeq and is a predicted model, not a curated record. Bases 1 to 1692 code for a protein of 563 amino acids.
AUGCAACAAAUGCCACUCAAUGCUCAACCUUGGGGGGCAAUUCCAAGUCCCAUGGCCGGCGGAAUGCCAGCAAGGCAAAAUGGUCCUGUAUUUCCAGGUGCAGCUCCAAGAAUGGGAGUAUACAGUACUCCACAUUCGCCACAAAGAUCAAGCCAUAUACCUCCGAAUAUACAAUCACAAAUGUUUCCAAGGCAAGUACCAAUUCCAAGGCCAGGAGCAAUGGGAAAUCCUCCUGGCUUAGGAACCCAACUUACUCCAGCUCAAGAAUUGAUGAUGUCAACAUUUACUGCUCAAAACCAAAGUAUUAAUGGUGUUUCAGUCCCAGGACCUCCAAUAACACAGAACUUGAACGUUUCCCCCUCCCCAAUGCCUUCUCCAGAAAGAGAAAAAUACAAUACAGGAAUAGGGACAAAGUUACUUAACUCAUUUAUUCCCUGGAUGGGGACUUGCGGUGCUCAGCCAAGUGGUGGACAAAAUUCUGGCGUAAAAAGCCCAAAUUCAGGUGGAAUUGGUUCAAUCUUAUGUUGUGCUCCUGAAAAUACAGGAAUAACGACUCCAGAAUUCCCUAGUUCUCAUGAUUCAAAUUUUAGUUUUUCAAAUAAUGUAGGGGAUCAAUUUAAGGGAGGCGUGAAUUCCUCAAAAAGUGAUUUGGAGAAGGAAAAUAAGGAGCUUAGAGAAAGUUUGUUUCAAUUAGGAGAAGCAGUUCAUGACUUUGUUUCAAAAAAGGAUAAGCCAAAUAACGAAUCGCAGUUAAUUGCAACACUGUCAAAACAAUUGAGCACAAUCCACCAAAAGAUAGGAGAUAUCAAGUAUUCUGUUUUUCCUACUAACAAUAAGAUUGGAAUAGAAACUAAAAAUGACUUAGUUCUUAAUAUAGUACAAAUUGUGAAUGUUGUAUUCGGGAAAAUUGAGGUUAUCGCUUCAAUUUUAAGUAAUGACCAUUCAGCUUUGGCAUUUGUGAAUGAAAUUCAAAAGUCUCUUUUUGAGAUUGGUACUCAUCUCGAGAAAUUAGAUGAACUCUAUAAGUCUAAAGGCUCAGAAUUAGAAUCUGCUAAACAUGUUUCUAUCAUGAUGGAAGAAGACAACAAACAUUUAUCAGAGAGACUCAAAGAUUCCAAUGAGCAAAUAAGAAUGCUAAGAGAAAGAAUUAUAAUAUUAUCAACAAAUAUUGAAGACAAAAGCUCUCCUCAAGCUCAGACUUCUUCCCCAUUAUACAAGAAGCUAGAGAGUGAAAAAUUCGAGUUGGAGAGAAAGAUUGAAAGUAUUGAAAAACAGCUGGCGGAAACUAAGAAAGCUUUGGAAAUUUCAGAAAACAAGUAUAACCAUAUGGUUAAACAAGAAUCGAUCAAUGCAAAAUGGCCAAAUUAUGAUUUAAUUAAAGGUAGGAGUCACGAGGACUUAGUUCAGCUUUUAAAGAAAAUUGAUCCAGAAAGCAAGGCCCUACAAUCUAUUGCAGAAAAUAUGGUCAAGAAGGACCAGAAUAUAUUUACUCCUCAGCCUAAUUUAAGAGAAAGAGUUCUGAAUGUUCAAGUUCAAGAAAAAGACAUUGAUUUCUUGAAGAGCGAUUCUAAUCUUGGUGAAAUUCACAAAGAUACAAUUAGGAUGCAACUAGAACAAUUCCAAAAAUUACAUUUGAUCAAUGAAAAUGUUAAUAAGAAUACUGAGAAAAUUCCAAUUGAAAGAAAAAGAUAG